GUGAGUGUUGCAGGAGGGUUGUACGGAGGUUCCUCCUCCUCGGGGUGGUGAGAGCUGUCCGGUGCUGAGGGGGGAAGAAGAUGAGCUCAGCGCGCGCCGGGGGGCAGGUAACGUCAGCAUUCGACCGGAGCAGAAAAAGACUACACACACACACACACACACACACACACCAAGUGUUUAUCUCCGCUUCAUCUCUGACACACACCGACACACGUCAAUGAUGGGCGGAUAAGCAUUUACGUGAGACUGAGCUCCGCUUUUUUUUUUAAAUUCCCCUUCACGAGUGCCUCGGCAGCAUCCCGCGCCCUCCGCUUGGCUUGAGAUGGGAUGAUAUGGGAUUUUUCAUGUCGACGAAGAUCGGAGGGAUACUCGCGUUAGCCAUGGUAUUUCUGUCCCUGAUGGUGUCAGGAGACUUGGAUGCUGACGCUAAGUGUGAAAACAUUUAUAAGGACUUUUCUGAUUGUGUCCUGGAGCUGGGAGAGAGCAUGGACAACUAUCAGGAGAACGUGACGAGCGAGACGGGAGUGGCAGCUGUGUGCAGCCACUGGGAAGCUUUCCACACGUGUGCCCUCACAGCGCUGUCCGACUGUCAGGAGGAGGUGAGCUCCAUCUGGGAGACUCUGAGGCAGGACUCCACCAAGAUGCGCUUCCAGGGAAGUCUGUUCGACCUGUGCAGCCCCAGCUCCUCACCCAGCAUCAGCUCACCUCUGGCUGCCCUCACCCUGCCUCUGAUGGUUGCGCUGAUCAUGGCCGGAACCAACUGGUAACCUGUAUAGACGGUGGGGACUUAGGGUUAGGAGAUGGGAGGUCCUCACAUUCCCCUGGGUCAGUCCUUUGAGUUCAAAACUAAAGCCAAGGAUUUAAGAGGAUAAGGAUUAUUAUCACACAGAGUCAUCAAUAUUUUCUGUGAUGAAUAAUACUUCAGCUUGAUCCCCCUUAUGUUGAGAAACUGAUAAAGUAGUUGAGCAAAUUAAAUUUCAGCCAACUUAUCAGUCGAGACAGACUUAAGUAUUCAAAGGAUUUCUUAUACAAUUUAAGCAGGUCAGUCACGCACUUGCUCUGGGUUACUAAUAUACGAGAAAUGGAUACAAAAACAUGAACACCUUAUGAAUAUCUAAUAUUACAUUUAUUAAUAUUAUCAUGUGUGGUUCUUGUAGAUUUUUAAAGAUUAAAGUUUAGUUUUGAUUAGGUUACACUAUAUUCAAUUAGAUAGAAGACUUUUAUUAGUUUAAAUUACAUCACAAACUAUUUGACAGCGGACAGUACAGGUACAUCGGAGAUUCGUGCAUAUCUCUCAGAAGCAAUUUUGUAAAAUAAAAAAACCAAACAUCAAAGUAAAUACACACUACAUGCAAUAUAAAUUAUACAAGUACAUACUAUGAACUAUUGUACUUAAAUGUAUUGCACCAAAGAGUAGACUGUGGAGAGACAUAAAGGUAAAGGAAGCAGUAUUUGUGCUUUUCAUUAUGGUGUUCAUGUUUUUGUACCCACUCCCUUUACAAUGUGUUUUAUGGGAUAGUUCAACAUUUUAGGACUUAGCUGAAGAUAUCUAUACUUACCUCAUGUCUGUAUGCUAAAUAAAUAAGUGUGCUAGUGCCAUCAGCCAGUUAUCUUAGCUUAGCACUAAGCAGCUCUUCUAACUGCUCAUAUAGCCAAGGAAUAGUUUGAAACAUCCCUGUAAACUUGUACUUUUUACAAUUUUCUAUGGCUUUAAGAAAUACAAAUUGAAAUAGUGAGCUUUAGUCUAAAGAGAAGUGAGUAGUAUGGACUGUAAGAGCAGCAACAAAGCACAUUUAAGCGUAUUUCUGAAAAAGUGGAACUAUUCCUUUAAACAAGAGCUAGUGUAGUUAAACACCAGAAUACAGAUUUCAAUCCCCAAUGACUUUGUAUAAAUAAAGCCAAUCCCUCAUGCAAUAGUAAGCUGUCACACUACAAGAAAAACAUUUAAAGGAGCACUUAAGCAAAAAUUACAGCAAUAUCCAAAACAUAUUUCACAAUCAGUCAUUAAUUAAACAUGUGAAAGGAGGAAAAACCAUGAAAAAGAAGGAACCAGACAUUAAUCUGACUGGGUUCUUACUGUAUUACACUAAAGCUAGCGAUAACACCAUCCAGAUAAAAAUGAAUGCCUUUUAAUCUGUUUUCAAGCGUGCUGAAUGUUUGUGUAUGUGACAAUCAAGUCACUUUACCCCUCCAUCACUCUGGUCUUCUGUGGCUGAUGUUGCAUGGCUGCUAUAAAGACACCAAAAACAUCCUGACACAACAUUACACGUUCACUUCUCUUUGCGCUCUCAGAGCCUCGCCCCACGCGUCGGUUCAGCCUUAUGCUCGAUCAAACUUGUGACCUGUUGAGUUUGUGUAAAAGCUAAAUCUGAAGUAGGGAUGUUGAGGGUUGUUUCAAAAAUUCCUGAUGUGUGAAAAUACUCACUUGAAAUUAACAAGCGACAUGAUAUAAUAGAUUAAACAUUAUAUUACCAAAACAUUACUUGAAAGUGCAUUAACACAGAAUGUCGUACAGACUACACAGGGGCGGAUAUAUUGCAGAGAAUAUAAAGGAAGAAUCAAUAUAAUAAUGCAAACAGAGAUAUAAUGAAAAUAAACAGCAUUUAUUUCAGUUCAAACACCUAUAAUUACUCUCCAAUUAAGACAAAUAAUAUGCAAAUGCAAAACAAUAGCUUAUUUUUAUAAUAUAUCUAUACAGUCACUUUUGUAUCAAUUGUAUUUCAAUUAAAGAUUGACCAAUUAACAAAUUGCAUAUUUACAAUAUCAAACAAAAUAGAUUACAAACUGCGCUGCUCACGUUAUCUGUUUCAUGCUUUAAAUCUUAAUUUGAGAAACUUUGGUAUGAUUUUAAGCAUCAGAAGCAGCAAUGAACGACGGUCUUUGUUACAGCUUAAAAUAAAAUACCUGGCAAGAUCCCCACUCCUUUCACACUGUUAGCCAAUUGGCUGAGUGACGUAUCACAAAUUGUAAUGGUCAAUACGAAAUACAUUUCAGGUUAAAUUCACCUCACAGAAAUAUGUGUAUUGCAUUGCUCGCCUAGAUUCUGAGCACAUUGAAAAUGAAUGAGCUAAAGUAUCAAUUAGUUUUAUUUGUUUGUUUUCCAAAAUUGUGUCACCAUUUGCAUAUUUCUUUCCAUUUUGAUGGUCCUCAUAGGCCUUUUUCACAAUUAUGGAUGAUUUCCUGAAUAUUUUAUGCCUUUGAUCCAAAAUGCAUGAUACUUUUAGAGACUUCAUAAUAAUGAAAAGUCUGUUGAUUAUAACUUGGAUUACAUGUGCAGUGGUAUUGCUCUGUGCAUGCUCCUCAGUGCAUCAGCAUCCUUUGUAUGCAGAUCCUUAAUCCACCCACCUCCACCUCUUUGAGCAUGUUUGUUCUUGUUGUUUCUAUUUAUUUCAUGUUUCACGAGUGAUAGCAUAAUGUCAACCAUUGUGUGUUUCUGGUGCUGAGAAUUACAAAAAAAGGUCCUCAAAGCAUGAGCAAUAUGUACGGUCACUUUUUAAAAAGAGGACUCUUAUCCCUUUGUGUGCAGAAAGCAUGAAAACAACUGUGUUAUCACUAGCAUUAUGCCAACAACAUGGAGAGAACUUCUGAAUGUAAAACAAGUUCAGUGUCCAUGUUUUGUUUUUCAGUUUACUGAUAGAAAAGCACACAACUGUAUAAAGCAAUAUAUGGCAAAGUAAUGUGUUUGUAAUAAUAAAGCACCGUGUUUAAAACAUACAG
Messenger RNA from Eleginops maclovinus (Patagonian blennie), 3717 nucleotides. RefSeq names its product neuritin-like. The coding region runs from base 333 to 767 and encodes 144 amino acids. The transcript has 3 exons. NCBI's taxonomy places the organism in Eukaryota, Metazoa, Chordata, Actinopteri, Perciformes, Eleginopidae. Gene Ontology annotation, biological process: neuron projection extension; nervous system development. Gene Ontology annotation, cellular component: plasma membrane. The record is from RefSeq and is a predicted model, not a curated record.